Molecule: messenger RNA, 594 nt
Organism: Durio zibethinus
Lineage: Eukaryota; Viridiplantae; Streptophyta; Magnoliopsida; Malvales; Malvaceae
Source: RefSeq, a predicted model, not a curated record
AUGUACGAGUAUGAAAAGAAGUAUGAAGAGUGCUGCUUGCUUUGUCAGAACUGUAGAAAAGGAUUUCAUGGAUUGGCGGUAGCUGCACCGCCGGAACGUUUCUUGGUGAACGGGAAAGAUGGAGAGUAUUAUUCUGGAUAUGGGUUUUUUCCAUUAGGUUAUUCUGGGAAUGGUUUGUUUAGUGACAAGAAAGAGCUAGCUGGGGGAGAUAUUGGGAAAAGGCAUGAUGUUGUGGAGAUUUCUGAUGAUAGUGAUGAUGAGAAGAAGGAAAUGGAUGUGAAAAAUGAGGCUGGUAAAGUGAAAGCAGAAGGUUUGAGCAAUGGUGAAGGAAGGGGUGUAAUGAAGAAAGUAAAAUCCGUGCCGAGGAAUACAAAGAAAAUGAUGGGGAGAGGGGUAAAGCGGACGAUUGAGAAGGUGAGGGUUGUGGAAGUGAAUGUGGAGUUUGAGAAUGGAUUUGCAGAUAUUGAUUGUGGAAGUGAUGGAGGAAUAAGGUUUGGAAGUGGAAGUGAUCAGAAUGGUGGUUGUAACGAGGAUGACUUAGAGUUCUUUGAGGGAGAUGAUGAUAUAUAUGUUGGUUUAAGGGAUAGUUGUUGA